GUCAGAGAACACAGCAUCGAAGUGUGUGCCUGAAGAAGCUUUAGAGAAGGAGAUUGUGACAGGCUGUUGCAUCAGUUCCUGCGAGCAAUUUUUGGCCGCCAUCACGUCUCAUAAGAAGCUGCUUGUAUGGCAAGCAGUCAACUCUUCAUGGCAGCUGCAGCGUUCCUGGAGCCUCAUUAAGAGACCUGUUGACCUUAUUUUUGACUCUUCAAGUGAUCAUGUCUUAGUGGCUGAUAAAACCGGUGAUGUGCUGCAGUUCAGUCUAGCUGAUGCUUCCUCAAAGGACAUAUCGUCUGCUAACAAAUCAUCUUCUAAUGAAGAAUUUGAGGAGUGCAGUCCUGCUCCUGUCAUCCUGGGGCACCUCUCCAUGCUGCUCUCUAUAUCGAUGUCACACUGCGGUCGCUACGUAGCCACCGGUGACCGCGACGAGAAGAUCCGCGUGUCGCACUACCCCCGCGCUCACAACAUCGCAAGCUUUUGUCUCGGCCACAGCGAGUUCGUGGGGCAACUCCGGCCUAUGCCUUCACAUGCUCAUCUUCUUCUCUCUGCUUCUGGCGAUGGCACUAUUAGAUUGUGGAAUUUGGAUGAUGGCAAAGAGUUGUCCAUGAUCGACACACAUGAACACUCGCAGUCGCUGAUGGUAGUUAGCAAGAUCACUAAAAGUGACGACGCAGCGAAAAGCGCUUCAAGCCCCAAAAGCCCCAGCACCUCUAGUGCGUCCCACCAGCAGGAGCGGACAGGCAGCCUCGGCAGAGGUCGGGUUAUACCCAAGCAGUGCGCCGUUGUCGAUGUGGCGGUCACUAGAGACACAGGCUCUGAGAGCGUUGAUAUCGUGGCCGCUGUGUUUGAUAGGUCUCGAGCGCUGGCGCUCUACAGCGUCGAAGAGAAUUUGCAGCUCAAGUUCCGGUGCUGUGUAGAGAUGCCCAGGCCUGCAGUCUCUGUCACGUGGAUCUCACAUGACACUCUCGCUGCCGUGUGCCCAUUACCUGUCCAGGAUGAUUCCUCUGAAAGCGUAGCUCACGAUGUCAGCUCCCCAUUGCCGGUGUGGCAGUUGGAAGGAGAGCAGCUGCGUCGCUUGCCCCACCACGCCCUCUCGGUCUUUGCUGAUAAACACAGGCAACACUUUGUCGAUCUAUACGCUAUGGACGCUGGUGUCCUGUACAAACAACGCUACGAUAACGUCGCGGAGUAUGAGAAGAAGAAGCAGGAGCGCAUUCAGCGGCAGCAAGAGAACAAGAAGCUUUGUAAUGAAUUAGAUCUCAAGGGCCCUUCGAAACGUUUUCGGGCAUCCGGCUCAGGAGAAGCAGCAUCCUAAAAUAAACCUUGAUCUUAUUUCGUGUUUUAGUUUCU
Messenger RNA from Hyalella azteca, 1350 nucleotides. RefSeq names its product tRNA (guanine-N(7)-)-methyltransferase non-catalytic subunit trm82 (gene wuho). Gene Ontology annotation, molecular function: tRNA (guanine(46)-N7)-methyltransferase activity; protein binding. Lineage: Eukaryota; Metazoa; Arthropoda; Malacostraca; Amphipoda; Hyalellidae. The transcript has 6 exons. The annotation marks the transcript as partial. Gene Ontology annotation, biological process: RNA (guanine-N7)-methylation. The record is from RefSeq and is a predicted model, not a curated record. Gene Ontology annotation, cellular component: nucleus; tRNA methyltransferase complex; cytosol.